Molecule: messenger RNA, 1787 nt
Organism: Impatiens glandulifera
Lineage: Eukaryota; Viridiplantae; Streptophyta; Magnoliopsida; Ericales; Balsaminaceae
Product: serine/threonine/tyrosine-protein kinase HT1-like
Exons: 2
Coding region: 487-1521 (344 amino acids)
Biological process (GO): protein phosphorylation
Molecular function (GO): ATP binding; protein kinase activity
Source: RefSeq, a predicted model, not a curated record
CGCAGAGAUUAAUCGAUAAUCCGCUGGCAAUUUCGCAAUGAAUGAUCGGUAUUGCGAAAAAAGGUUCUCUCUUUCUCUAUGGGGUCAACUUUUGAUCUGACCAUUCAGGGGAUGUGUCUGGAUCUGCCAUAAAAGAGUUAAUUAAGCUGUUCUUGAUAAUGUCCGAAUUUGGUGAAUAUUCUUAACUGUUUGUGUAAUUUCCCACUGACCCUGUCAAUAAUUGACUUAUUAACAGUAAAUCUUAUCAUCAAGAAUGCAUCAAUGGUUGUUAAGACAGCAAAACUGAGUAAAUUUACAUCCUUUUAUCCCUUUCUUCUAUUAGUGUAGUGUAGAUAAAACGAGCCAUUUCUCUUUCACCCUUUAUAUAAUUUGUCCAACCACCCAUGUUUCUCAAUCACUUCAUGCACUUGUUCAAAUCGAUUCACACGUUCAGAAGGAAAUUGCCCCCUUUUGACCCUCCUCUGUUUCACCACAGAACCUGAUUCCAUGGCAACAUCAUGUUUCAGUUUUUCUUGCCUAAAGAAAUCAAAGAGAGACGAGACCCAUCCCCAUCCGCAGCCCACGAUUCUUGAACCGGAGGCCAUGGAGAGGAUUGACAGUCUCGACUCAUGGUCCAUGAUAUUAAUCGAUUCCGAAAAUAUCGAAACUUGGGAUCAUGGGGAGGAGGAAUACAAAGAAGAAUGGACAGCCGAUCUUUCUCAGCUAUUCAUCGGCAACGAAUUCGCUUCCGGCGCAUAUAGCCGGGUUUACAGGGGAAUUUACAAGCAGAUAGCAGUUGCAGUCAAGAUGGUGAGAAUUCCAUCUCAAAUGGAAAACGCGACAAGGGUUUUACUGUUGAAUCAAUUCAAAUCUGAAGUCGCAUUGCUUUCACGUCUCUACCAUCCAAACAUAGUUCAAUUUAUCGCCGCCUGUAGAAAGCCGCCGGUGAACUUGAUAAUCAUAGAAUACAUGUCUCAAGGUAAUCUAAGAAUGUAUCUUAACAAGAAAGAGCCAUACUCACUCUCAACAGAAACAAUUUUGAGAUUAGCCCUUGACAUAUCUAGAGGGAUGUCAUAUCUCCAUUCAGAAGGAGUGAUUCACAGAGACCUUAAAUCGAAUAACUUGCUUCUUAACGAUGAUAUGCGUGUAAAGGUAGCAGAUUUCGGUACGUCGUGCUUGGAAACACAGUGCCGGAAGAGGCGGGAAUGGAAAGGAAAUAAGGGUACUUACCGGUGGAUGGCGCCGGAGAUGAUUAAAGAGAAAGCUUAUAACCGGAAAGUUGAUGUUUACAGCUUUGGGAUCGUUCUAUGGGAGCUUACCACAGGCUUGCUUCCAUUUCAAGGAAUGACUCCUGUUCAGGCUGCCUUUGCUGUGGCAGAGAAGAAGGAAAGGCCACAGCUUUGGUCGAGAUGCCAACCAGGGCUUGCUCAGCUGAUGAAACGUUGCUGGGUUGCUAAUCCGGCUAAGCGACCAGAGUUUGCUGACAUUGUUUCUACAUUGGAAUGUAUUCAAAAAGGGUUACCACCAUUGUUUAAACAGUGACAUUUUGUAGGCAUUUAUCAACUCAAUUUCUUAGAAGUUACUCAAAAUUAGUAUUCUUUAUCUAUGUUAAAUUCAUGGGGGAAAUGAGUGCUAGCAAACUCAACCAUGUUCAAUUGUUUAGUGCAAAUGAAUGAAUAAUUAUUGGAUUCAUGUUUUUGUGGAAUCAUACACGAAAUUCAAUGUGGAUGUCAUAUCAAAUAUUGACCCACAAAAUCAAUUAUGUGACAUGUCAUUGGAUAAUUAUCCAAAUUCAAAUUUUACUAUUU